Messenger RNA from Theileria equi strain WA, 1867 nucleotides. Its product is annotated as ABC transporter, ATP-binding protein domain-containing protein. The coding region runs from base 20 to 1867 and encodes 615 amino acids. Gene Ontology annotation, molecular function: ribosomal small subunit binding; iron ion binding; ATP binding. The transcript is spliced from 7 exons. Lineage: Eukaryota; Apicomplexa; Aconoidasida; Piroplasmida; Theileriidae. The record is from RefSeq and is a predicted model, not a curated record. Gene Ontology annotation, biological process: ribosomal subunit export from nucleus; translational initiation; translational termination.
AUAAUUCUUGUUUAUCAAAAUGAAAAGACAAGACAAAAGUAAGGCACCUGAUUUCGGUGCGACUGACAGUAAAUUACGUAUAGCUAUAGUCUCCACUGACAAGUGCAAACCUAAAAAAUGUAGACAAGAAUGCCGACGCAAUUGCCCAGUCACCAAAACUGGAAAGCAGUGUAUCAUGGUUGAACCAACGAGUAAAAUCGCAUAUAUUUCCGAAACAUUAUGUAUCGGUUGUGGUAUUUGUGUAAAGAAAUGCCCAUUUGAGGCUAUUAAUAUAAUUAACCUACCCAGAGAUCUAGGAAAGGAUACAACGCAUCGUUUCGGACCAAACACAUUUAAGCUACAUAGGCUUCCAGUUCCCAGACCCGGACAGAUUCUUGGACUCGUCGGUACGAAUGGUAUUGGGAAGUCCACUGCGUUGAAAGUCUUAUCUGGUAAAUUAAAACCUAACUUAGGGAAAUAUGAAGCGCCCCCCGAUUGGUCAGAGAUUUUACAAUACUUUAGAGGCUCGGAGCUGCAAGGAUAUUUCACAAGAAUGUUGGAAGAUAAUUUAACCACUGCUGUUAAACCCCAAUAUGUAGAUAAUAUUCCAAAACAGGUCUCUGGAACAGUUGGUGAAAUACUCGAUGCGAAGGAUAAAAAAGGAAUGAAGGAUGAUCUAAUAAUAACAUUGGAACUGGCCCAUUUGUUAUCAAGGAAAGUCUCUGAUUUAUCUGGUGGAGAAUUACAGCGUUUUGCCAUUUGUGUUGCCAUUCUUUGCGAUUCAGAUGUGUUAAUGUUUGACGAACCCAGUAGUUACCUUGACAUUAGACAAAGGAUUAUAGCAGCUAGAGUAAUAAGACAAGCUGUUCAGCAUGAGCGUUAUAUUAUAGUGGUAGAGCAUGACCUUUCUGUCUUAGAUUACCUUUCUGACUAUAUUUGCUGUCUUUGGGGAAAGCCUUCCAUCUAUGGUGUCGUUACCUCACCUUUUAGUGUUAGGGAAGGAAUAAAUAUUUUUCUAGAUGGUUUUAUACCUACCGAAAAUUUAAGGUUCAGAGAGGAAUCCUUGUGUUUCAAAGUUGCGGCUGAUGUAGAAAUGGAAGAAAUAGAGAGGUUGCAUUGCUAUAAAUAUCCAAAACUCGAAAAGAAAAUGGGCACAUUUUCACUUACAGUUAUGCCUGGGGAUUUUAAUGAUUCGGAAAUUUUAGUUCUUCUAGGUGAAAAUGGUACGGGAAAAACUACAUUCAUAAAAAUGCUCGCUGGAAUCUUACAAUCAGAUAAUGUCGAAGCAGAAGCCAUAAUUCCAAGACUUUCUGUUAGCUAUAAACCCCAAACAAUUACAGCCAAAUUUGACGGUACUGUCAAACAGCUAUUCCUAAUGAAGAUAAGAGAGGCAUUUGCGAGUCCUAUAUUUCAAACGGACGUUGUAAAACCCAUGCAAGUUGAGCAUCUUAUGGAUCAACAACUAAAGAAUCUAUCUGGAGGAGAAUUGCAACGUGUAGCACUAAUUUUGGUCUUAGGAAAGCCUGCAGAUAUUUAUCUUAUAGAUGAACCGUCUGCAUAUUUAGAUUCAGAACAACGUAUCAUCGCUAGCAGAGUUAUAAAAAGAUUUACAUUUUACAAUAAAAAGACAACAUUCGUUGUAGAGCAUGAUUUCAUUAUGGCAACAUAUCUUGCUAACAGGGUAAUAGUAUUCGAAGGGAAGCCCGGAAUAGAAACAACCGCGUUGACUCCAGAACCUCUUUCUAUUGGAUUCAAUAGGUUUUUGAAGUCCCUCGAUGUAACCUUUAGAAGGGAUCCAGUAAAUUAUAGACCACGUAUCAAUAAGUUAGAUUCUGUGAAAGACAAGGAACAAAAAGCAUCUGGUUUAUAUUUUACGCUUGAUGCUUGA